GCAAAUAUUUUUUUUUAUAUAAAUGGCCAGGACAAAAAGUAAAGUCGCGAGUCAUAGAUAGUUUUAUAUAUUACGAAUAGGUGUUUAUCGACUGUAGAAUUACUCUUGUCUCAUCUAAUCGGAAUAUAAAACAAAAUAUAGUGUUAGUGUCGCCGGUGCAAUGAAGCGUUUUCUAGUUUGCUGCAUUCUAUUACUUAUGAUAAAUGAUCCCGUAUUAUCUAAGAGGUCUAUACGCAAGUUCCCUAAGGGAUUCAAGUUUGGAGCAUCGACGGCUGCCUAUCAGAUCGAAGGAGGUUGGAAUGAAGAUGGCAAAGGUAUUUCCAUUUGGGACGUAGCUACACAUAUGGAAACUACACCCAUCCGCGAUGGAAGCAAUGGUAAUAUCGCAGCAGAUUCCUACCAUUUAUAUAAAAGGGAUGUAGAAAUAUUGAAAGAACUUGGUGUAGAUUUCUAUCGUUUUUCCGUAUCAUGGACCAGAAUACUCCCCCAGGGUUUUUCCAAUUACAUCAAUCAAGCUGGCAUCAAUUAUUACAAUAAUUUAAUAAACGAAUUGAUCCAAAAUAAUAUUGUACCCUUCUUGACAAUCUAUCACUGGGAUUUGCCCCAAGAGCUGCAGAAGUUGGGUGGUUGGACCAACCCUUAUAUUAUUGACGUUUUUGCUGACUAUGCCAAAAUCCUUUUCGAUCACUUCGGGGAUAGGGUCAAAUUUUGGAUAACAAUUAACGAACCGAAACAAAUAUGCUACGAAGGAUAUGGAUCAGAUUUGAAAGCUCCACUCGUUAAUAUGACUGGCAUAGCAGAGUAUAUGUGCGCCAAGAAUGUGUUGCUGGCUCAUGCUAAAGUUUAUCGCAUAUACGAUGAGGAGUAUAGGAAGAAGCAGAACGGUAAAAUUGGAAUAUCUAUCAGCUGUACGUGGUAUGAACCAGCUUCUGAUACAAUCGAUGAUCACCAAGCUGCUUUAGACGCGAGACAAUUCGAUUGGGGUCAAUACGCUCAUCCGAUAUUCUCAAAAGAAGGGGACUUUCCGCAUGAACUUAAACACAACGUGGCAGCGAAGAGUGCGGAACAGGGAUAUUCAUAUUCACGUCUCCCAGAACUAUCGGCUUCUGAAGUUGCAUUUAUUAGAGGCACGUCUGAUUUCUUUGGAAUGAACACUUAUACAACGAAGAUGGCUUAUAGGGAUGCGUCUGUUGAUGGAAUGUUCCCCGUGCCAUCGUACAGAGAUGACAUGGGGUCCGUCCUCGUCAAGGAUCCAACUUGGCCGCAGGCGCAGUCUUCGUGGUUACAGGAAGUUCCCUGGGGAUUUCAUAAAUUACUCAAAGAGGUCAAUAAAUUGUACGACAAUCCGCCGGUUUAUAUCACAGAAAACGGCUGGUCAAGUUCCGGUGGUCUACUUGAUGAAGAUCGGAUACAAUUCUUGAGAAAUUAUCUGAACGCAUUACUAGACGCUUUAGACGAAGGGUGCAAUAUAAAAGCAUAUACAGUAUGGAGUCUGAUAGAUAACUUUGAAUGGUUAAACGGAUACACAGAAAAAUUUGGACUAUACGAAGUAGAAUUUUCGUCUCCAGAUCGUACUAGAACACCCAGGAAAUCAGCUUUUAUAUACAAAGAGAUUAUACGAUCCAGAACUUUGGAUCCGAAUUUUGAACCUGAGAAAUAUGUAGAAGAAAGAAAAGAUAGUCAAGAAAAAGAAAAGUUUGACAGUGAUUUAUAUUAAUAUUUAACAAAACCAUGAUAUUGUGACUAAUAAAAAGUAUUAUUUUUAUA
Danaus plexippus (monarch butterfly) is the source of this 1767-nucleotide messenger RNA. RefSeq names its product myrosinase 1-like. The transcript has 6 exons. The record is from RefSeq and is a predicted model, not a curated record. Gene Ontology annotation, molecular function: beta-glucosidase activity. The coding region runs from base 161 to 1717 and encodes 518 amino acids. NCBI's taxonomy places the organism in Eukaryota, Metazoa, Arthropoda, Insecta, Lepidoptera, Nymphalidae. Gene Ontology annotation, biological process: carbohydrate metabolic process.